AUGGACAUCACACAGUUAGGGGAAGGGGUGUAUCUACGACUCCAGUUCGUCUUCAGCGGGCUGCGGAUCAAGAUGCCCAGCCCCGGGCCCAGACCAUCUGCAGACACUCCCAAGUUCCUUCGUUCAGCUGUCUUCACCAAGGGGCCCGAUGGUGCCCUGGCGCUUCACGCCAAAGAGAGGGCCUGUGCUUUGCGGCCCAGCACAGCCGCCAGCCAGUGUGGGGCGGCGGUGCCGGGCCUGGCAUGCGCCCGCCUGCUGACCACAUACGUCUGGAAUGCGCAGAUGUUUCCUUGGGGGCUCCCACUGGCCACCCUGACUCUCAUCAUCGGGAUUGGGGAGCAGAUGAAUUCAUUCAGAUUCUUCAUCAGAAAAGCACUCUCCUUGCCCCUGAUAACAGGGGUGCAUCGAGGGGACCUCUCCCACAACCUGCUCCACACGCUGGACGCUGGGCUCCUGGCAAACCUCUCUGCGCUGGUGGAGCUGGAUAUAAGCGACAACAAGAUUUCUACAUUAGAAGAAGGAGUAUUUGCUAAUUUAUUUAAUUUAAGUGAAAUAAACCUGAGUGGGAACCCAUUCGAGUGCGACUGCGGCCUGCUAUGGCUGCCACGCUGGGUGGAGGAGCGGCGGGUCCGCAUGGCGCCAGCCAGGGUGGCCACGUGUGCUGGGCCCGGCCCGUUGGCUGGCCAGCCCCUCGAUGUCACCUUGCUGAGUGGAGGCUGUGGUGAGGAGUACAUCGCCUGCCUCCCUGACAACAGCUCGGGCACCCCUACAGUGGUGGCCCUUUCCUCUGCCCACGAGGGCCCCCUGGAACCCGAGGCCUGUGGUGCUCUCUGCUUCUCAGCCAGCAAGGGCCUCGCAGCCCUGGCGGAGCAGGGCCGGUGUGUCUGCGGUGCACUCCAGCUGCCCAACACCUCUGCGGCCUGCCAGUCCCUGUGCUCCAGCCUCCUCCAGCCCCGCAGCCCCACCUGCAGCGGCCCCACACUCCUCCGGAACGUCUUCCCAGCCUCCCCUGGGGCCACCCUGGUGGGGCCCCAUGGACCCCUGGCCUCUGGUCGGCCAGCAGCCUUCCAUAUCGCUGCCCCUCUGCCCAUCGGCUCCACACACUGGGACUUUGGAGAUGGCUCUCCAGGGGUGGAUGUGGCUGGCUCAGCUGCCACCCACCGAUAUGCACUGCCUGGACGCUAUCACGUGACAGCUGUGCUGGCCAUGGGGUCUUCCUCUGCCUUGCUGGGGACAGAGGUGCGCGUGGAGGCAGCCCCUGCUGCCCUGGAGCUCCUGUGCCCAGCCUCUCUGCACAGUGAUGAGAGCCUCAGAAUCAGCAUCCGGAACCGCGGAGGCUCGGCCCUUGAGGCCACCUACACCAUCCUGGCUCUGGAUGAGGAGCCAGUGAGAGUGGUGCACCCGCUCUGCCCUUCGGACACAGAGAUCUUCCCUGGCAGUGGGCACUGCUACCGCCUGGUGGCAGAGAAGGCACCCUGGCUGCAGGCUCAGGAACAAUGCCGGACCUGGGCUGGGGCUGCCCUGGCCAUGGUGGACAGCCCUACCAUCCAGCGCUUCCUGGUCUCCCAGGUUACCAGGGGCCUGGACGUGUGGAUUGGAUUCUCCUCUGUGGAGGGGGCAGAGGCGGGCUUGGCGCCCCAGGGCGAGGCCUUCAGCCUAGAGAGCUGCCAGAACUGGCUGCCAGGAGAGCCGCACCCGGCCACUGCCCAGCACUGUGUGCGCCUGGGCCCCGCCGGGCAGUGCAACACAGACCUGUGCUCCGCGCCCCACAGCUAUGUCUGUGAGCUGCGGCCUGGAGGCCCCGUGUGGGAUGCUGAGAACUUCCUCGAGGGAGUGCCUGAUGGGGGCCUGCAGGGGCCCCUGAGGCCGCUGGCACGGCAGGAGGCCCUCCUGGCCCCUCAGCAGCCCUUGGAGCUCAUAGUGUUGCCUGGCCCGAGCCGUGAAGCCUUUCUUACUGCAGCAGAAUUUGGAAUCCAGGAACUUGGGGGGCCUGCACAGCUGCGGCUGCAGGUGUUCCGGCCCUCAGGAGGAGCAGUAGCCCCAGAAAGUAGCAGUGAGCCUGAAAACGUGACCGAGCCAGGCCCCGGCUGUCUACUGGAGGAGCACUGGUGUCCUGGGGCCAAUGUCUGUGUGCCAGUGGAUGCCUCCUGCCACCCUCACGCCCCUGCCCGUGGGUCUGCAUCGGGGCCCCGGCUCCCCGGGGUCGCGCACACACUGUGGAGGGAGUUCCUGUUCUCCGUGCCUGCAGGCCCCCCCACGCGCUACUCGGUCACCGUCCAUGACCAAGACAUCCUGGUGCUUCCUGGUGACCUCAUCGGCUUGCAACAUGACGCUGGCCCGGGUGCCCUACUGCAGUGUCCCUUGGGAUCCAACCAUCCCGGCCUUGAGGUUUUGUACUUCUCCACCAACGCUUCCGUUUGGCUGGCCAGCCUGCCUGCCCAGGUGGAGGGGGCUCAGACUGGCCCUGCCUGUGCCCUGCAACUGCGCUUAGCCACAGAGCAGCUUACCGUGCUACUGGGCCUGACGCCCAAUCCUGGGCUGCAGCGUCCUGGGCGCUACAAGGUUCAGGCCACAGUGGGCAACAGCGUGUCCAGUCACAACCUGUCCUGUGGCUUCAGUGUGGUCUCCCCGCUGACGGGGCUGCGCGUCGUCCACCCCGCCCUCCUUGAUGGCCACCUCUACAUACCCACCAAUGGCUCGGUCUUGGUGCUUCAGGUGGAUUCUGGUGCCAGUGCCACAGCCACAGCCAGCUGGUCCGGGGGCCACAUCACUGCCCCCUUCGAGGCUGCCUGCCCCUCUGUGGGGGCCACCUUCCAGCCUGACUGCACAGGAGAGGCCAAUCACACCUGGUUCUCGGUGCUGGCCCUGCCCCGGCUCAGCGAGGGGGAGCACGCAGUGGAGAUUGUAGCCCAGAACCGCGACAGCCGGGCCAACCUCAGCCUGAGGGUGACCGCUGAGGAGCCCAUCCGUGGCCUCCGAGCUGUGCCCAGCCCUGAGGCCCGGGUGCUGCAGGGUGUUCUGGUGCGGUACAGCCCCAUGGUAGAGUCUGGCUCAGACGUGGUCUUCCGGUGGACCAUCGAUGACAAGCAGUCCCUGACCUUCCACAACGUCGUCUUCAACGUCAUCUACCAGAGUGCCGCCAUCUUCAAGCUCUCACUGACAGCCUCCAAUCACGUGAGCAAUGUCACCGUGAACUACAACGUCUCCGUGGAGCGGAUGAACAGGAUGCGGGGUCUUCGAGUAUCUGCGGUGCCAGCUGUGCUGCCCCUCAAUGCCACGCUGGAGCUGAUGGCCAGUGUGCUGGUGGACGCGGCUGUGGAGGUGGCCUUCCUGUGGACCUUUGGAGAUGGCGAGCAGGUGGUUGGCCAGUUCAAGCCUCCGUACGGUGAGGCCUUCCAGGUCCCAGACCCCACGGUGGCCCAGGUGCUGGUGGAGCACAAUGCCACACACACCUAUGCCAGCCCAGGCGAGUACAACCUGACCGUCCUCGCGUCCAACACCUACGAGAACAUGACGCAGCAGGUGCCCGUGAGCGUGCGCCCCGCGCUGCCCAGCCUGGCUGUGGGAGCCAGCCGCAGCGUGCUGGUGGUGGGCCAGCCCGUCACCUUCUCCCCGCAUCCUCGGCCCUUGUCUGGCGGCAUCCUGUACGCGUGGGAUUUUGGGGAUGGCUCCCCUCGCCUGGUGCAGAGCCAGCCAGCCGUGAACCACACCUACCUCCACCCCGGCACCUACCGCGUCAGCCUGGAGGUGAACAACACCGUGAGCAGCGUGGGGGCGUACACCGAUGUCCACGUCUUCCGGGAGCUGCGUGGCCUGAGCGUGCACCUGAGCCCGGCGGUGGAGCAGGGAGCCCCUGUGGCGGUGCAGGCGGCUGUAGAGACGGGUGACAACGUGACGUGGACAUUCGACAUGGGGGAUGGCACCAUGUUCACGGGCCCCGAGCCCACGGUGCAGCAUGUGUACUUGCGGGCACAAAACUAUACAGUGACAGUGGUUGCAGCCAGUCCUGCAGGCCAGCUGACCCAGAGCCUGCCCGUGCAGGUCUUUGUCCUGGAGGUGCUGCGCGUUGAGCCUGCCACCUGCAUCCCCGUCCAGCCCGAAGCCCGCCUCACAGCUCAUGUCACCGGGGACCCUGCCCGCUACCUCUUUGACUGGACCUUUGGGGAUGGCUCCUCUAACAUCACUGUCCAGGGGUGCCCGACGGUGACGCACAACUUCACGCGGAGUGGCACGUUCCCCCUAGCGCUGGUCCUGUCGAGCCGUGUGAACAAGGCGCAUUACUUCACCAGCAUCUGUGUGGAGCCCGAGCUGGGCAACGUCACUCUGCAGCCCGAGAGGCAGUUUGUACGGCUCGGGGACGCGGCCCGCUUGGCGGCCUGCGCCUGGCCCCCAUUCCCGUACCGCUACAUCUGGGCCUUCGGCACGGAAGGUGCCGCCCCCACCCAAGCUGGGGGCCCCGACGCUGCGUUCACCUACCGAGAGCCCGGCUCCUACGUGGUGAUGGUCACUGCCACCAACAAUAUCUCAGCCGCCAACGCGUCCGCGCGGGUGGAAGUGCAGGAGCCGGUGGACAUCACCGCCAUCGGCGUCAAUGGCUCCCACGUGCUGGAGAUGGGGCGGCCCUACCUGUUCUCGGCUGAGGGCCAUGGGCGCCCCGCUACCUACUCCUGGGAGCUGGGGGAUGGGGCUCAGCUCGAGGGCGCCGAGGUCACCCACACCUACAGCAGCGCAGGCGGCUUCACCGUCGCAGUGGCCGGCUGGAAUGAGGUGAGCCGCAGCGAGGCCCGGCGCAACGUCACCGUGCAGCAGCGCAUCGAGGGGCUCGGCGUGAACGCCAGCCGCACGGUGGUGCCCCUGAACGGCAGCGUGAGCUUCGGCACCUCGCUGGAGGCGGGCAGCAACGUGCGCUACUCCUGGGUGCUCUGUGACCGCUGCACGCCUAUCCCCGGGGGCCCCACCAUCUCCUACACCUUCCGCUCCGUGGGGACCUUCAACAUCAUUGUCACCGCCGAGAACGAGGUGGGCGCCGCGCAGGACAGCAUCUUCAUCUACGUUCUCCAGCUCAUCGAGGGGCUGCAGGUGGUGGGGGGCGGCGGGGGCUGCUGCUUCCCCACCAACCACACGCUGCAGCUGCAGGCCGCUGUCAGGGAUGGCACCAACAUCUCCUACAGCUGGACUGCACAGCGGGAUGGGGGCCCAGCCCUGACGGGCAGCGGCAAGGGCUUCUCCCUCACGGUGCUUGAAGCUAGCACCUACCGCAUCCAGCUGCGGGCCACCAACAUGCUGGGCAGUGCCUCGGCCAACCGCACCGUGGAGUUUGUGGAGCCUGUGGGGUGGCUGGGCGUGACUGCCUCCCCCAACCCGGCUGCCGUCAACACGAGCGUCGCUCUCCUCGCUGAGCUGGCCAGUGGCAGCGGGGUCGUCUACACAUGGUCCAUGGAGGACGGGCUGAGCUGGGAGACGUGGAAGCCGUCCACCACUCACGCCUUUUCCUCAGCUGGCCUGCACCCGGUCAGCGUCGUGGCUGGGAACCAGCUGGGCUCAGCCAACGCCACCGUCGAGGUGGCCGUGCAGGUGCCUGUGAGCGGCCUCAGCAUCAGGGCUGGCGAGCUGGACAGCGGCUUCGUGGCAGUGGGGUCCUCUGUGUCCUUCUGGGGGCAGCUGGCAGCGGGCACAGAUGUGAGCUGGCGCUGGUCUGUGCUGGGUGGCAGCAAGCAUGGCCAGCGCAUAGCCCUGAGCUUCCCGGACGCGGGCACCUUCUCCGUGCAGCUCAACGCCUCCAACGCCGUCAGCUGGGUGGCAGCCGCGCACACGCUCACGGUGGAGGAGCCCGUCGCGGGCCUGGCGCUCUGGGCCAGCAGCAAGGUGGUGGCGCCCGGGCAGCCUGUGCACUUCCAGAUCCUGCUGGCCGCCGGCUCAGCCGUCAGCUUCCACCUGCAGGCUGGCGGGGCCGGCCCCGAGCUGCUCCCCACCCCCCACUUCUCCCGCAGCUUCUCCUGGGUCGGUGAGCAUGUGGUGAGCGUGCAGGCUGAGAACCAUGUGAGCCGGGCCCAGGCCCAGGUUCGAAUCUUAGUGCUGGAGGCCAUCAGUGGGCUACACGUGCUCAACUGCUGCGAGCCUGGCAUUGCCACCGGCACCGAGAAGAACUUCACGGCCCGGGUGCGGCGCGGCUCCCGGGCCGCCUACGCCUGGUACUUCUCCCUGCAGAAGGUCCAGGGCGAUUCGCUCGUCAUUCUUUCUGGCCGCGACGUCACCUACACCCCGGUGGCCGCUGGGCUGCUGGAGAUCCACCUGCGGGCCUUCAACGAGCUGGGCAGUGUGAACCUCACGCUGACCAUGGAGGUCCAGGAUGUCAUCCAGUACGUGGCUCUCGAGAGUGGCCGUUGCUUCACCAACCGCUCCGCCCGAUUUGAGGCAGCCACAAGCCCCAGCCCCCGGCGAGUAGCCUAUCGCUGGGACUUCGGGGACGGGGCCCCAGUGCAGUACACAGAGGAGCCCUGGGCCGCCCACACCUACCUGCAGCCCGGGGACUACCGCGUGGAGGUGAACGCCACCAACCUGGUGAGCUUCUUUGUGGCCCAGGCCACCGUGACUGUCCAGGUGCUGGCCUGCAGGGAGCCCGAGGUGGGCGUGGCCCUGCCCUCGCAGGUGCUGAUGCGCCGCUCGCAGCGCAACUACCUGGAGGCACACGUGGACCUGCGCGACUGUGUCACUUACCAGGCCCAGUACCGCUGGGAGGUGUUCCGCGCCGCCAGCUGCCAGCGGCUAGGGCAUUCGGCGCGCGUGGCCCUGCCUGGCGUGGACGUGAGCCGGCCCCAGCUGGUGGUGCCGCGGUUGACGCUGCCCGUGGGCCACUACUGCUUUGUGUUCGUGGUGUCGCUCGGGGACACACCACUGGCGCGGAGCAUUCAGGCCAACGUGACCGUGGCCGCCGAGCGUCUGGUUCCCAUCAUCGAGGGCGGCUCGUACCGCGUGUGGUCUGACACCCAGGACCUUGUGCUGGACGGGAGCAAAUCCUACGACCCGAACCUGGAGGACGGCGACCAGACGCCGCUCAGCUUCCACUGGGCCUGUGUGGCCUCCACCCAGAGCGAGGCUGGUGCGUGUGCGCUGAACUUUGGUCCCCGUGGGAGCAGCACGGUCACCAUUGCCCGGGAGCGCCUGGGGGCGGGGGUGGAGUACACCUUCAGCCUCACUGUGUGGAAGGCGGGCCGGAAGGAGGAGUCUGCCAACCAGACGGUGCUGAUCCGCAGUGGCCGGGUGCCCAUCGUGUCCCUGGAGUGCGUGUCCUGCAAGGCGCAGGCGGUGUACGAAGUGAGCCGCAGCUCCUACGUGUACUUGGAGGGUCGCUGUCAGAACUGCAGCAACGGCUCCAAGCGCGGGCGCUGGGCUGCGCGCACCUUCAGCAACAAGACACUGGUGUUGGAUGAGACGACCACGUCCACGGGCGGUGCGGGCAUGCGGCUGGUGGUGCGGCAGGGUGUGCUGCGGGACGGCGAGGGCUACACCUUCACGCUCACCGUGCUGGACCGCACCGGGGAGGAGGAGGGCUGCGCCUCCAUCCGCCUCUCCCCCAACCGCCCUCCGCUCGGGGGCUCCUGCCGCCUCUCCCCGCUGGAGGCCGUGCGGGCCCUCACCACCAAGGUGCACUUCGAAUGCACGGGCUGGCGGGAUGCCGAGGACGCCGGUGCCCCCCUGGUGUACGCCCUGCUCCUGCGGCGCUGCCGCCGCGGCUACUGUGAGAACUUCUGCGUCUACAAGGGUAGCCUCCCGGCCUACGGGGCCGUCCUGCCGCCCGGCUUUGGGCCACACUUUGAGGUGGGCCUGGCUGUGGUGGUGCAGGACCAGCUGGGCGCUGCCGUGGUGGCACUCAACAGGUCUUUGGCCAUUAUCCUUCCUGAGCCCAACGGUAGCUCGGCGGGCCUGGCUCCCUGGCUGCACAGCCUGACGGCCAGUGUGCUGCCCGGGCUGCUGCGGCAGGCUGACCCACAGCACGUCAUCGAGUACUCCCUGGCCCUUGUCACUGUGCUCAAUGAGUAUGAGCAGGCUCCGGAUGCAGGAGUGGAGCCCAGCCACCAGCGGCAGAUGCGAGCCCAGGUGCGCAAGAACAUCACGGAGACGCUGGUUUCGCUGCAGGUCCACACCGUGGACGACAUCCAGCAGAUCACGGCCGCCCUGGCCCAGUGCAUGGUGGCCAGCAGGGAGCUCGUGUGCCGCUCUUGCCUGAAGAAGGUGCUGCACAAGCUGGAGGCCAUGAUGCGCAUUCUGCGGGCCGAGACCACCCAGGGCACCGCCACGCCCACCGCCAUCGCCGACAGCAUCCUCAACAUCACAGGGGACCUCAUCCACCUGGCCAGCUCUGACGUGCAGGCCCUGCAGCCCUUGGAACUGGGGGCCGAGCCGCCCUCACCCAUGGUGGCAUCCAAGGCUUACAACCUGUCUUCGGCGCUCAUGUGCAUCCUCAUGCGCUCCCGCGUGCUCAACGAGGAGCCUCUGACCCUGUCUGGGGAGGAGAUCGUGGCCCAGGGCAAGCGCUCGGACCCGAGGAGCCUGCUGUGCUACGGCAACACGGCCACGUCCGGCUGCCACUUCUCCAUCCCCGAGGCCUUCAGCGGCGCCCUCUCCAAUGUCAGCGAUGUGGUGCAGCUCAUCAUCCUCAUGGACUCCAACCCCUUCCCCUUCGGCUACAUCAGCAACUACACGGUCUCCACCAAGGUGGCGUCCAUGGCGCUCCAGACGCAGGCCGGCACCCAGAUCCCGAUAGAACGGCUCGCCACAGAGCGCGCCAUCACGGUCAAAGUGCCCAGCAACUCAGACCAGGUCGCCCAGAGCAUGCGCACCCCAGCAGGCUCCACCAUCGUGCAGCCCCGGGCCUCGGUCAGUGCCGUGGUUACCCCAGACGACAGCAACCCCGAGGCUGGGCUGCACCUGCAGCUCACCUACACCGUGCUCAAUGAGCGCUACCUGUCUGAGGAGCCCGAGCCCUACCUGGCUGUGUACCUGCACUCAGCGCCGCGGCCCAACGAGCACAACUGCUCUGCGGACAGGAGGAUCAGCCUGGAGGCGCUCAGAGGCGCCGACCACCGGCUCUACACCUUCUUCCUCGCCCCGGGGACCCGGGCCCCCGGGGGGAGCUACCACCUGAACCUGACCAGCCACUUCCACUGGUCGCCGCUGGAGGUGUCCGUGGGCCUGUACACGGCCCUGUGCCAGUACUUCAGUGAGGAGGACAUGAUGUGGAGGACGGAGGGGCUCGCGCCGCUGGAGGAGACCUCGCCCCGCCAGGCCGUGUGCCUCACGCGCCACCUCACGGCGUUCGGCGCCAGCCUCUUCGUGCCCCCCAGCCGCGUCCGCUUCAUCUUUCCCGAGCCAUCGAUGGGUGUGAACUAUGUCGUCUUGUUGACGUGUGCCAUGUGCCUGGUGACCUAUGCAGCCAUGGCCGUGGUCCUGCAUAAGUUAGACCAGCUGGACGUCCGCCGGGUCCGCGCGAUCCCAUUCUGCGGGAAGGGGGGCCGCUUCAAGUAUGAGAUCCUGGUCAAGACUGGCUGGGGCCGAGGCUCAGGCACCACGGCCCACGUGGGCAUCAUGCUGUACGGGGCGGACAGCCAGAGUGGCCACCGGCACCUGGACGGGGACAGAGCCUUCCACCGGAACAGCCUGGACGUCUUCCGGAUCGCCACCCCGCGCAGCCUGGGCAGCCUGCAGAAGAUCCGAGUGUGGCAUGACAACAAAGGCCUGAGCCCCGCCUGGUUCCUGCAGCACGUCAUCGUCCGCGACCUGCAGAGCGCCCGCAGCACCUUCUUUCUGGUCAACGACUGGCUGUCUGUGGAGACCGAGGCCAACGGGGGCCUGGUGGAGAAGGAGGUGCUGGCAGCAAGUGAUGAAGCCCUGUGGCACUUCCGGCGCCUCCUGGUGGCAGAGCUGCAGUGUGGCUUCUUUGACAAGCACAUCUGGCUCUCCGUGUGGGACCGGCCACCACGCAGCCGCUUCACGCGUGUCCAGAGGGCCACAUGCUGCGCCCUCCUCCUCUGCCUCUUCCUGGGCGCCAAUGCCGUGUGGUACGGGGUCGUGGGAGAUGCCACGCACAGUGUGGGGCCCGUGUCCAGCCUGGUCCCCCCCGGCGCCGAUGCUGUCGCCGUUGGCCUGGUGUCCAGCGUGGUCGUCUACCCUGUCUACCUGGCUGUCCUGUUCUUCUUCCGCAUGUCUCGGAGCAAGGUGGUGGGAGGCCCAGGCCCCACCCGCUCAGGGCAGCCCGCACUGGACACCGACAGUUUCCUGGGCUCACCCGUGCUGAACGGCUCCUUCUUCACGCUGUCGGCGCUCCGGGCUGAGGCCCUUGCUGGACAAGUAAGAAGCGACUUUCUUCUGGAUGAUUCUAAAAGCCUGGUGUGCUGGCCGUCCAGCGAAGGCACGCUCAGCUGGCCGGACCUCCUCAGCGACCCGUCCAUCGUGGGCAGUGCCCUGCAGCAGCUGGCAUGGGGUCCGACCGGCCACGGGCUGGGCCGGGAGGAGGACAGCGCCCCCUCGCCUGCCCAGCACCUGUCAGCAUCAGAUGAAGACCUGAUCCGGCAGGCCCUGGCUCCCACCCAGGACGCCCCCUCGGACACGGACCUGCUCACCGGCCUGUCCAGCACGCCCGGGGAGAAGCCUGAGACGCUGCUGCUGCAGAGGCCGGGAGAGAAGCAGCUCCAGCCCAGCCCCAGUGGUGGGCAGCCCCCGCCGGCCCGGCGCUCGGUGACAGGACCCGUGGAGGGUCUCCACAAGCGGCUGCUGCCCUCCUGGUGUGCACCCCUUGCCCACGGGCUCAGCCUGCUCCUGGUGGCCGUGGCUGUGGGGGUCUCGGGGUGGGUCGGUGCCAGCUUCCCUCCCAGCGUGGGCCUCGCGUGGCUGCUCUCGAGCAGCUGCAGCUUCCUGGCCUCGUUCCUCGGCUGGGAGCCACUUAAGAUCCUCCUGGAAGCCCUCUACUUCUCCCUGGUGGCCAAGCGGCUGCACCCGGAGGAGGACGACACCUUAGUGGAGAGCCCGGCUGUGACCCCUGUGAGCGAGCGCGUGCCCCGCGUGCGCCCCCCCCACGGCUUCGCCCUCUUCCUGGCCAAGGAGGAGGCCCGCAAGGUCAAGAAGCUGCAUGGCAUGCUCAGGAGCCUCUUGGUGUACAUGCUCUUCCUGCUGGUGACGCUGCUGGCCAACUACGGGGAUGCUGCGGGCCACGCCCACGCCUACCGGCUGCAGAGCGCCAUCAAGCAGGAGCUGGACAGCCAGGCCUUCCUGGCCAUCACCCGGUCUGAGGAGUUCUGGCCGUGGAUGACCAGUGUGCUGCUGCCGUCUGUCCAUGGAGACGGGCCCGGCCCUGAGCUGGGGCCCCCGCGGUUACGGCAAGUACGGCUCCAGGAAGACCCUCUGCUCUGCACAGACCCGCCCGGCUCCGGGGCCCAUGCGCACGCAUGCUCAGCUGCCAGAGGCUUCAGCACCAGCGACUACGGCGUUGGCUGGCAGAGCCCAGCUCACAACGGAUCAGAGAUGUGGGCCUACUCUGCGCCAGACCUGCUGGGCGCCUGGCACUGGGGCUCCUGCGCCGUGUACGACAGUGGCGGCUACGUCCAGGAGCUGGGCCUGAGCCUGGAGGAGAGCCGGAGACGGCUGGGCUUCCUCCAGCUGCACAACUGGCUGGACAGCAGGAGCCGUGCCGUGUUCGUGGAGCUGACCGGGUACAGCCCGGCUGUGGGGCUGCACGCUGCCGUCACGCUGGGCCUCGAGUUUCCCGCCACCGGCCGGGCCCUGGCCACGCUCAGCAUCCGGCCGUUCGCUCUGCCUCGCGCCAGCAGCUGGCUGUCCCUGCCACUCCUCACCUCGGUGAGCCUGCUGCUGUUUGCCCUCUACUUCCUGGCGGCCGAGGCGCGUGCAUGGCGCAGGGAGGGGCUGGCGCGCGUGACCCGGCCCGGAGCCUGGGUGCGGUGGCUACUGGUGAUCCUGACGGUGGCUGCGGCCCUCGUCCGCCUGGCCCACCUGGGCGCAGCUGACCGCCAAUGGGGCAGGUUCCUGAGGGGCAGGAGGGGCCGGUCUGUCCGCUUCACCAGCUUUGACCAGGUGGCCCAGCUGAGUGCCGCCGCCCGCAGCCUGGCUGCCUCACUGCUCUUCCUGCUCCUGCUCAAGGCGGCCCAGCAGCUGCGCUUUGUACGCCACUGGUCCAUUUUUGGCAAGACACUGUGCCGGGCCCUGCCGGAGCUUUUGGGCGCCACCCUGGGCCUGGCUGUGCUCGGCGUGGCCUAUGCCCAGCUGGCUGUUUUGCUCGUCUCCUCCGGCAUGGACUCCUUCCAGAACGCAGCCCGGGCCAUCUGGGCCCUGUGCCCGGGAGCCAGAGUCCCCGCCCUGUGCCCGGCGGAGUCUUGGUACUUGUCCCCCCUGCUGUGUGGGGCGCUCUGGGCCCUGCGGGCGUGGGGGGCCCUGAGGCUGGGGGCCGUCCUCCUGCUCUGGCGGUACCACGCGCUGCGCGGGGAACUGUACCGCCCGGCCUGGGAGCCCCAGGACUACGAGAUGGUGGAGCUCUUCCUGCGCAGGCUGCGCCUCUGGAUGGGCUUCAGCAAGGUCAAGGAGUUCCGCCAUAAGGUCCGCUUCGAAGGAAUGGAGCCUCUGCCCUCGCGCUCGUCCCGGGGCUCCAAGUCCCCCCCGGCCGCCCCACCCCCCAGCGCCGGCUCGGAGCCCUCGCGCCCCUCCACCUCCUCCUCCAGCCAGCCCGACGGGCUGCGGAGAGAGCCCGAGCCCUCCUGCCUGCACUCCAUGUUCGAGGCUCUGCUCAUGCAGUUUGACAGACUCAACCAGGCCACGGAGGAUGUCUACCAACUGGAGCAGCAGCUGCAGAGCCUUCAAGGCCAGAGGAACGGUCAGCCCCGGGCCUUGCCUCCUGCUGGCCGUGCCCCAGGCCCCCCGCGGGCCCUGGCCCCCUGCCUCGCCUGCCGGGCCUCGCGGGCUGUGGGCCCGGCUGCCAAUCCCGGCAGGGUGUCCCUGUGGGGCAAGAACAAGGUCCACCCCAGCAGCACCUAGGCCCGGGGGCCUCGGGCAGGGCCCGUGGCUGUGCCCGGCCCCUCGGAAGCCAGGGCAGAUACCGUACCGCUCAGUAUUACCUACCUACCGGCAGCCCCGCUGCCCGCGGGCUUCAGCACUUUAGCGGCCGCCGGCCCAGCCGGCCAGCCGGGAUGCGGCAGUGUUGGGCUGAGCGAGCAGCAGCCUCCGAGAUGCUAUUUAUUUCCCGAGUCCUCAGGUACAGUGGGCUGUGCCCAGCCGCCUCGCCUGGCGAAGGAUCCCAUCCGGGGAGGGCUCAGCCGCACCCCGCUGCCAUCCCCUAAGUUAUUAAUUACCUCUCCUGCCGCCCUGCACACGUCCCGUCCCCUGCGCGCACCGUCAGUAAUUUAUACGGGGUUCAGAGGUGUCUAUUUUUGUAUGUCGCUAUUCUCUCGAGUGCGGAGGGACUUGACUUUAUUUUCUUUUUCUCCGGCUGGGGGAGCUGCCGCUGCUUCUUGGAUCCGAGUCUGGCCCUGAGGUGGGCGUGCUGCCACCAUGGCCUUGCCCCCCUCCCCCCCCUGCUGGCAGCGAGCCUGCCGCCAGCACCCAGGCUUGCUGGUGUCGGGCCUGGACUAGAAGGUGGUGAAUGUGAAGCGAAGGGACGAGACCCCUCCUGGGGCUGGCUCCCAGGCCGGGGCCGGUGUGAGUGUGUGAGGGCCCUGAGGAGCAGCACAGCUGAAGCUACGGCCUUGACCCCGCCCCAGUCCCUCCAGACAAAGUCAAAUAAAGGCGCUGCCUUGACGGCUA
Molecule: messenger RNA, 13803 nt
Organism: Dipodomys ordii (Ord's kangaroo rat)
Lineage: Eukaryota; Metazoa; Chordata; Mammalia; Rodentia; Heteromyidae
Gene: Pkd1
Product: polycystic kidney disease 1 (autosomal dominant)
Exons: 51
Coding region: 1-13038 (4345 amino acids)
Biological process (GO): kidney development
Cellular component (GO): membrane
Molecular function (GO): protein binding
Source: RefSeq, a predicted model, not a curated record